UGAAGCCUUCCUUAUACGUAAAUGAGAGUCGGACGACUGGCCUGGGGAGUGGGGGCCGGCCUGAGCCUCGCCUGGCAAAAGCCCGAACAACUAUACUACAGAGUAGUCUUCCUUUGACAGCGACACUGGUGGGACGAGCGACGUCUGUCUGAAACCAGGCCGUACCUUCAUGCUGUCCUCAUUACUCACGCCCUCUGAGGUUUCGUGCGACUAUCGAGUGAUUAACAUAGUGAAUUAAAGGAUGAUAAGUUACCUGUAGUACACCAAUCCUUAUCAAAAACGUGAAAUAGCAAAGAAGGGCAACUGCAUCUAUAGAAAGUGAAUAGAACUAAGGUGAAACAAGUCAGUGGGUCUGUGUCAUCUAACGGUGCCUACAGUGUCAUUAAUGUAGACAAAAUUCUCGAAAAAAUAACAAGGGCAACUAUAGGUAUUCUGUGCCAAAGAAACUUGCAGUACAAAAUAUGAAGAGCUCGUGUCGCUCAGCGUCGCAGAGUCACACCAUGAAGACUUCAGCGCUGUUGAUAUAUUUCAUCUCGGUAUGUACCACUGUAACUGGCCAAGAAGUAACACCUUCACCUGAUUCUGAGUUCCUUGUGCAACCAUCAAAUGUUACAGUGCCAGUAGGAGAGCAGGUUAUUCUCAAAUGCAAGACAGCAAGUAAAACUCAAUUAUGUCGCUGGUACUUCUUAGAGUUAGACUUAAAAUUCUUUGACAAGCGUGUGACACCCCUGCAAGUUAAAGAGUUCAGCCCUCAUGGACGCCAAGACUGUUCUAUCAAAAUAGCUAAGAUACGAAAGGUACAAGAAGGACAAUGGUUGUGUCAGGCACUGAAGUUUCAGUCUUCCAAAUUCAUCAUGAGUAAACCUGUUGUCGUUAGAGUUAUAACAGAAUCUGAAAGUGCAACAUGGGAGCCUCCUAAGGGUAACAACACAGACUUUACACCCCGAAAUGGUCGUCGUGAAGGAGAAACUUCCAGGCCUGGUGAGGUUGGAUUCAAAUUUCAGUCAACAGAAGAUGACAUCAUAAAAGAUGUUUUCAUUCAUGAAACAGCUGUUCUAAAGUGCCAAGUUGACAAACCUAUAGAGACAUGUUCCUGGAUCACGCCUAGAGGAGAAAACAUCACUGCUACACAAGGACAAUAUGAGCCUCUGCAUCAUUCUAACAUUACAGAUGGGUUUAGAAUCAUUGGAAACCUAAGUGAGGGUAACUGUUCCAUUGAAAUCUCCAAUGUUGCCCGGAACAAUGAGGGAAAUUGGCACUGUACUGUUCAUGACCCAAAUGCAGGUCAGGACAUACAAGGGCCACUGUUGCACUUACACAUUCUUGAUUAUGAUACUGCAUCAAAGCACACACACGAUGAAAUGCCACUUGCAAAUGAAAAUCAGGACCAAGCAAAUUUCCUUGUCAUCUCUUUAGUGACAAUUGCUGGAAUUCUUUUUAUCACUGUUCUAUUACUUCUCAUAUUCUUAUACAACAGACUGAAAGGAUCUCAGGAUGAAAGGCAGAAAAUCCUUCAAACAUCCCCUCGUAACAGCUUAGACUUGCAAACUAAAACCUCAUCAACAAAUGACUUAACUUUGAGUUCAGUCAUAGCAGUAGAACCAAGAAAAAAAUUAAGUGCUGAACUACACCACAGAGGUUAUUAUAACCAGUAUCUUGAUAUGAGUGGAUCAGGAUCAAAUGUAGGUGAUGGUUAUAUAAUGAUGCCAGGAUCCAGCAUCAGGUCAUCCACAUCUUCAAGAACAACACUUUCUACACUCUCCACUCUCCCUAUAGGUCGCUCUCGUUCUGCUAGUAACAGCACAACAGACAGUGGGAUCUUUCCACAUUUAACUACAAUAAUUGACAAUCCAUCUUAUAAUCCUGGUGCAGUCUCUGGUCGAAGAUUACCACAUCGACCCGACUCUGUAUAUAGUAAUGAUCAUGUGUACGAAGAGAUAAAAGACAAGAUUGAUGAGAUUAUAAGCAAAAUGGAAAAUAUUCCAGAAAUAAAUUCUCCCACUUACACCAAUACUGCAGUAGACAGUGAAGGGUACCUUGUCCCUAAAAUAUCACCAUCAAAUACUAUGCUAGAACUGACAGAGGAAAAGAACCUUCCUAUGGAAACUGCAGAAAUUCCUGUAACUAAUAAUUCUACAUGUACAGAUGUGCAAACCAUUCAAUCAGCAAAUGAAUUGCAUGAAAGACCACCUUAUUCAGUAGUUGGUUCUAGUGGCCUUGUUCUACCUGUAUCAACUUGCCUAGAUCAGCUUGACCCUCAUCCUGGAUACUCAAAAGUUGGUGAAAAUAUUCAAAACAAAUCAGAUCCUAUGGAGAAAUAUGACAUCCCUCGCCAAAUCCCCGCACUUCCAAUCAACAACUAUGAUAUUCCUAAACCAAACCCAACCCCUGUAAAUUCCCCAUUAAACAGCACUUUGAAAACUACAGAUUCUGAUAAUGGACUUUCUGGUAUUAUUGUAUAACAAUUGAGUAUACAAAAAGGAACUAGACUUAGAAAAUCUGGAUUGUGCUGUUUUUUCACUCAUAUAUCUUGGUAUACCUAAUAUUUAGGUCUAUACAAAAGGAUUGAGUAUUCUGUAUAUAUGUAUAUCUAAAGUCACACCUAUUUUGAUUUAUUGUUAAAAUAUGUAAUUGUAUAUUGUUAAAUGUUACAUCUAAUGUCAAGAUUUUCCUUACUUCCAAGAUAUUAGAUCCAAUUUGUAAUAAUCCAAAAUUGGGCACCACUUACAAUAUGCCUUGCAUGGCACACUGUAAAAGUACUAAAGGUUCUUAGUUGUCCCCCUCAGGCCUCAGCAGCAAUGCUUUUCCUUUUUUACUCCUCCUCCUCUCACUCUGGUCUCUUCUUACCAAGCAAUCUCACUUCUUUUCCUUGACCUUACUUCAGACUGUACCUCUCAUAUUAGAACAAAUUCUUAGGGUGAGCCCCUUGAGUCUAGAAAUACAAAUCAGUGGUGUCUAACUAAUCAUGAUACUAAUCAAUAAAAAACUAUUAAAAUAAUGUUAUAAGCUGCCAUCUUGCAAAACACCCAUUACAUUGAGUAAUUUCCUGUACUUUUGAUUAGCAUGUGUGAAUCAGUACCUGUAUAAAAUCAAUAGAAUUAAUUAGCAAGUUGAGAAUUUUGUAUAUAAAUUGUCAUUCUUUGAUGCAAUAGGGAAAAUAUUUCACAAUAAGCAAAAAAUAAAAGAUUACUUAAAACCAGCACCAAUCCAAGUACAACACAAUUACUAAGUAGAAACGAGGCCUUACUCAAGGUGCCUUUCUCCUUACAGUGUACUACUUUUGUCACUUGUAAGCAAUGAUCAUUCUUACACAACACAAUUAUAGAGGGAGAAAUUUUGAACCUGUUGCCCACAAGGACAUCUGCUUCGUGACACAGCAGUAGUUUAUGAAUCAGUCUUUUUUCUUUGGAAAAAAAAAUUUAACCAUUAACCAAAAUUUCUACAUACAGUAUAAAAAUAAAUCUGAUGGUAUUUCCUCCCCCUCACACAAGAUUUAUGACAAGGAUCCACCUAACAGGAAAUUGGAAAUAAUAUCUUGAUUUCCAGGAAAGCUGAACUGUGGGUACUGUGAGUUAUGGUUUGCUCAAAAGACCAAAAGAAAGGUAAAAUAUCUAAUCAUAAGAAACAAAAAUAAUCCUUUACUUUCAUUGGAUGAAAAUACAGCAGCAAUAUAUGUAUAAAAUCCAUAACAAAACAACAAAUGGACUACCCUACAAAGAAUAAAUUACUCCUACAGCUGUUCAUUCCUUGAAUACUGUGCCUAUUAAUCAAGUCCACAACAUAAAUGUCUCACAUUUUAACAAGUAUCACUCCAUUGAUUUCAUUUAUGCAGUAACCAACUGAAUUUUCAUUUAUACAGUAACCAGUUUAAUUAUUUUUAUUCACACAAAUCAGUUGAAUGCUUUCACUUACACGGUAAUCACCUGAAUUCUUUCAUAUACAAAGCAACUAUUUGAAUUCUUUCAUUAACAUGGUAACCAGUUGAAUUCUAUCAUUUACACAGCAACCACUUGAAUUCUUUCAUUAACAUGGUAACCAGUUGAAUCUUUCAUUUACACAGUCACCAACAGAAUGGAAAUAAUCUCAGUACAUAUUUAAACUCUGCCAUUCACUAAUCUAUAUGCUAAUUCAUUAUCACUGAAAACCUACGCCAAUUGAAAUAUGAAUUCUUAAACGUACUAACAACCUAAAUCAUAAUUUUUAAAUGUACCUGUAACAAUUUUCCUCUAUGUAUAAGAUAGCUCUUACUUUAAGGCAAUUCUUAUUAUUGUGAUAUAGUGACGGUAGCUUUUAACAUAACCAACAGACUCUUAAAUGCAAAAUAUUAUGUAUAUAUGAACAAAUAAUAUGAGAUAUUCUCAAAGCAUAUAUAAAAGGCAACGUAUGUUAAAAAUUACUUAUUUAGGAUUAAUUUGAGAUAUAUAUAUAUUUCUAAUUCAAAUUUUAUUGUACAUAACUGUAUAUAGUACUGUAUUUUACCUAUCAAUAAAUAUUUAUUAAAUUGUACCAAAAAAUGUUAAAACU
This is a messenger RNA of Macrobrachium nipponense, 4524 nucleotides long. RefSeq lists its product as uncharacterized. NCBI's taxonomy places the organism in Eukaryota, Metazoa, Arthropoda, Malacostraca, Decapoda, Palaemonidae. The record is from RefSeq and is a predicted model, not a curated record. The coding region runs from base 462 to 2462 and encodes 666 amino acids. The transcript is spliced from 8 exons.